This is a messenger RNA of Exophiala aquamarina CBS 119918, 846 nucleotides long. RefSeq names its product glutamine synthetase. The coding region runs from base 1 to 846 and encodes 281 amino acids. The record is from RefSeq and is a predicted model, not a curated record. NCBI's taxonomy places the organism in Eukaryota, Fungi, Ascomycota, Eurotiomycetes, Chaetothyriales, Herpotrichiellaceae. Gene Ontology annotation, molecular function: glutamine synthetase activity. The transcript has 3 exons. Gene Ontology annotation, cellular component: cytoplasm.
AUGUACCCCGAUCCCAUCCGUUUGGGUGACAACGUCUUGGUCAUGUGUGAGACCUGGGAUCCGGAUGGAACUCCCAACAAGUUCAACUACCGCCAUGAAGCCGCACGACUCAUGGAGGCAAACGCCGAGCACGAAGUCUGGUUUGGGUUGGAGCAAGAAUAUACCCUUCUCGGCGCUGACGGCUGGCCAUAUGGCUGGCCUAAGGGUGGUUUCCCUGGUCCCCAAGGCCCUUACUACUGCGGUGUCGGCACUGGUCGUGUCUACUGCCGCGACAUUGUCGAGGCCCACCAUAAGGCUUGCAUGUAUGCUGGCAUCAACAUUUCAGGCACCAAUGCCGAGGUCAUGCCUGCCCAGUGGGAAUACCAAGUUGGUCCUUGUGAGGGUAUUGACCUUGGUGACCAACUUUGGGUCUCCCGAUGGCUCCUUCACCGUAUCGCCGAAGAAUUCGGCGCAAAGGUCUCCUUCAAGCCUAAGCCAAUCCCUGGCGACUGGAACGGCGCUGGUCUUCACUCCAAUGUCUCCUCCAAAGAAAUGCGUGAAGAAGGCGGUAUGAAACACAUUGAGGAAGCUAUGAAGAAGCUUGAGAAGCGUCACAUGGAGCACAUCAAGGUAUACGGUGAAGGCAAUGCAGACCGUAUGACAGGUGCCCACGAGACUUCCAGUAUCGACAAAUUCACCUGGGGCGUCGCCAACCGCGGCUCUUCUGUUCGUAUCCCACGUGCCUGCGCCCGGGAAGGCAAAGGUUACUUUGAGGAUCGACGACCUGCUUCUAAUGCUGACCCUUAUCAAAUCACUGGCAUCCUCGUCGAGACCAUGUACGGAUCGUUACCCGAGGAGAAGUUCUGA